GCGAAUCAAUUGUUGUCAUUGGUCGUGUACGUGGUUCACCAAACAAAUAUUUUUAUUUAUUGUUUACUAAAAUCUUACCGUUAUUUAAAAAAUAAAACGGAUAGUUUUAACAUCUCUGAAACUUUGCAAAUUCCAAUUAUGUACAGUAUGCUUUUUAAUUGACCAACGCGAGUGUCCGAGUGCCCGCCGUGGGUGAUCCAGGGUGUAAUAUUGUGAAUGCAUGUAUAGGAUUCCGUAACCAGUUCUUUUGGUUUUAAUUUAAAUGGACACAGUUUUUAGUAAAACAUUGACAGUAACUUAGUGUCAUAUCAGCAGACGUCGAUGGAUUUUUAGAAGUUGCUUGAGCUUGGAGCGGCUGACAAGAUGAUGGUGGAAACCAUCCUCGAGUCCUCGCAGGACUUUGGCAUGUCCAACGGAUCGCUACCACAAUGGAAGCGCGAGCUGCUGCAGCGUCGAGCCGCACGCUCUCGCGUAGUCGCUCCGCCUGCCGCGCCGCCUCCCCCGCCCCCUCCGCCUCCACCUCCCGCUGACGACGAAGACGAGGAACUGCGGUACGGGCCGGGCAUCGUUAAGCGCCUCAAGUCCCGGUAUCUCAGUCUCGCCCUACGAGAUGCUCCCCGUCGUCGACCCUCGGUGUUGCGGCGCGCCACUUCCCUCGAGCAUUUGCUGGACGAGCGGCCCCCGCCCACGCCCGCGCCUCGCCCCGUACCUUUGCACUGUAGACCUCCACGCCCCGUCUCCGUGGCGGCUCCUCCUGUGCAUCGCCUACCGACCUCUCGCCGAGACUCUGUGAAACGCGCCCGCUCUGUAGAUGCACUCAGCAGACUCGAUCGUGACGAGCCUCCGCCGCCAUCUCCGUCACCGCCGCCGCCGCCACUUUGCCCUCGUCCGACUACAAACCGCACCGCACGCCCCCCGCGCCGCCCCACACCCUUGCUCCGAGAAACCGAACGCCCUCCGCCUGAUCUCGUUCGCUCGACCCUGCGAAAGUUCGAAAGCACCCCGACGCGGCGUAUACAACCUGCAGUUAGGGUCUCGGCAGUGCUGAGGGGUCUCGAGACGCCGCCGCGAACUUCUACACCAGAACCGGCUCCUACAAAAGAUCAACAGCACCCUAAGGAGAUUCCGCCGCGCUCGCCGAGUCCGCCGCUACCAGUUCAAGAAGAACUUCUCGUUCCGGAAGAAACCGAAUCCCACAAUGAAGAAAAACCUCCAGGUGCACGACUGGUAUCCCGCACUGCUCUCGAGGAGAUCGCUCGGGCAGGCUCGAGCACCCGCUACUCGUUUGAAGCUCCGCGUGUUGGCUCGCACCUACCACCUCUAGCUGCCACCAACCCUGUUCUGGUCGGAAAAGCCCGACGCAUCGGAGUCAUCCGACCGAUGCCCGCACUUUCUUUGAACGACGAUAGAGUGACAUCUCCGGCGCCGUCAUCGGUCUCAGAUGAGCCAGCUUCAAAAAUAGAAGAGAGCCAAGUCGCGGCGACCCCACCGCCUCCAGAGAGCGAGCAGACUGUGCAACUUCGUCCCGACAAAAAAGAACCGCCCCCUUCAGCCAUUGUAGAACCCAUUCCUCGCGCGCUCCUCGAGCCGGCUCGCGUUCCUUCCCCGCGACCUCAAUCCCCUAUAACCUUGGAGCGAUCCGAGAUGGUGACAUCGUCGCCGCUGAUGAACGGACACUCUACCGGUGGACAGAAGCCACAUAGUCCAGCAUCGAAGAUCGGUUCUGCGGGCAUCGAGCGAGCGUGGAGCGGGUCCGCGGAGAGCGCCAGUCCGGCCGCCGGCGCGGGCCCGUGGGGAGCGCAGCGCAAGACGCGCGCGCCGCCGCCGUCCACUACGUCCGUCGUCUUCAACUUCUCCGACCGGAAAGAAGUACCUGAUUACAUUGAAAAUGACGGUAUCAUCCUCCGCGGGAGCCGCAGAAACAGGAUCAAGGUGAGUCCCUACAACACCGCUAUAGCUAAUUUGUUGAAUUCGGUGAAAUCUCAAAUUUAUUUUCCAUGUCCAUUUUGAUGUAAUUUAUACAAAUUAAUUUAGCAUCAGAAACGAGUUAUGUCGGCCAUUUUGAUGUUAUUUGUGAACACGCGCUUCCGUGCUUCA
This is a messenger RNA of Bombyx mandarina (wild silkworm), 2097 nucleotides long. RefSeq names its product protein phosphatase 1-binding protein bifocal (gene bif). Gene Ontology annotation, biological process: neuronal signal transduction; chemotaxis. NCBI's taxonomy places the organism in Eukaryota, Metazoa, Arthropoda, Insecta, Lepidoptera, Bombycidae. Gene Ontology annotation, cellular component: rough endoplasmic reticulum membrane; nuclear membrane. Gene Ontology annotation, molecular function: microtubule binding. The record is from RefSeq and is a predicted model, not a curated record.